Peronospora matthiolae is the source of this 1215-nucleotide messenger RNA. The record is from the annotation of a GenBank genome assembly. NCBI's taxonomy places the organism in Eukaryota, Oomycota, Peronosporomycetes, Peronosporales, Peronosporaceae.
AUGCGAUGCGCGAGCAAGGCCGCCGAGAGCGCGUCCGCACGUCUCUGUGCGGACGCCGAAGCAGAAACCGCAGCAACUGAUGUCUCAUCGGUUGCUGAAACGACUCAGCCUGUGUCACGUGGUGAUGCAGGCGCUCGUCAUGAAGAUACUCAUGUCUUCACAGAGUAUGAGCUCGGUGUCUCAUACUCUCCCGAUACGGAAGAUGGCUCUGUAUCGAAGGCGGUCGAAACCAAGCCGCCUGCCAAGCGUGGCAUGGAUGAUGCUAUGCGUCGUAGCAUCUUUGGUUCAUCUGAUUCAUCAGACGAACCAUCGCCGAAGCGAAGGCGCUCGAGGUCGCAAGACUCGGGCGCUAACAGUGGUGUCGGUUCUCCAAUUGACACCACUUCGCAACGAGGUGCCAGUACUUCUGUCGGCACAUCGCAGGAAGAGCGGGACCGCAAUGUGUUGCGUCUCGCUCCCGAGAAGAAGGCAUGGAUGCCUCCUAAAUCUGUCAUGGAUCACUUGUCGGCGACGACGAGUGAUCGUUAUCGAACACGAUUGUUCGAUUCGUCAAGGAUCCAUCAACUUGACCCCAGUGCGAAAGACUAUCGCGCUGAGAAUGAAUUCUUCAUCGAUGCUUUCUUUAAACAUCGAUGGUACAGUGGGAAUCACAAACGUGAUGGUCCCUCACUACUUCAAGCGUGGAACGCCUACAUCCAUAACCUUGAGGAUGUAGGUCGUGACGUUUGGAACGACAAACUUAUCAAGGCUCGUGAUAAGUUUGAGAAAAGAACCCCGAGGUGCACGCUAAAGCUGCAUCUUCUGUCUAGGGAGACCCGUGGUGGCGCCGGUCCUUCUGCGGCACAGGAUGUGCCGCGUCGUACUGCUCAACCAGACCCAGUACGUCAACCAUCAGUUGGGAGCGGGGCUCCCAAGUAUCCCAGGACGGGGGAUAACCGCGCCACCGGACGAGGUAACUCAUCCGACGUCCGUUCACAUCGCGGUGGUUCAACAGCCGCUCAAUCAGAUAGCGCUAGCCACCGCGAGAGUCUUCCAAAGGAGGUGGAGGAGGAGGGAAGACGCUCUUUAAGCUAUCAUGGGGAUCCGUGUGUUCCCGAGAGCUUCUUUGAUCGCGUAACGCAAGGGUUACGCGACGAUCUCGAACAUGAGCGGGACAUGCAUCUUCAACUGGCGGACGCUGUCUUGAAGUAUCGAGCUGAGUUUGCCUUUGCUUAG